This is a messenger RNA of Bradysia coprophila, 1196 nucleotides long. It is a transcript of the gene rho-7, whose product is annotated as rhomboid family intramembrane serine protease rho-7. The record is from RefSeq and is a predicted model, not a curated record. Gene Ontology annotation, cellular component: membrane. NCBI's taxonomy places the organism in Eukaryota, Metazoa, Arthropoda, Insecta, Diptera, Sciaridae. Gene Ontology annotation, molecular function: serine-type endopeptidase activity.
AGUGUCGUAUAAACAAUAUCAUAAUUGACAGGACGUUCUUGUACGUGUGAUUCUUUAAUCUUAUACUCUGUAUGGAAUUGAUUGAGCCCAAUAAUUAGAAUGAAUGUGGGACCUUCUAGGCUAAAUUCUUUUAGCUCCCAGCUAUCACACAUUAAACAACACAGUAAAAUAUUUCGUAAUUCAAUUUCACGAUACUCGAAUGGAGCGAAUCGUACACCGUUCAAAGUAAAGCGAGCACCAGACUUUGUUGCUAAUAAUGGUGAAGUACCCAGUAGGGUUUCAAAUUUAUGGAAACCGAUAGCGUUUACUGCCACAUUUGCAACGGGAACAUUCGUUGGAGUGUCGAUAUGGCAAUACGAGAAUAUUUAUUCGCCGAGUAAAUUCAAUCCAGAUUGGUUUAGAAGAAAAUUUGCACAGCAAAAGAAUGAUAUUCGAAGCACAUUGAAGCAUUAUUGGACAAAGCUAUCGUCGGGCGAAAAGAUUUUCGUUCCGAUAUGUGCGCUGAACGUUUUAGUUUUUGGACUGUGGCGAAUUCAGAGGUUUCAACCGUUUAUGCUGCGGUAUUUUUGUUCGAAUCCAGUGGCAAAAGCUGCAUGCUGGCCCAUGUUACUAUCGACAUUUAGCCAUUACUCGGCGUUUCACAUCUUCGCUAAUAUGUAUGUGCUGCAUAGUUUUGCCAAUGUUGCUGUGGGAUCAUUGGGAAAGGAACAAUUUAUGUACUUAUACCUUUGUGCAGGCGUUCUAUCAUCUUUGAGCAGUUAUGUGUUCAAAACAGCAUUAGCAACUCCGGGACUGUCGCUAGGAGCUUCGGGUGCAAUCAUGGGAAUUUUGGCUUUCGUUUGUGUACAAUAUCCGGACACUCAGCUGGGUAUAAUUUUCCUUCCGAUGUUAACAUUUUCAGCGGGUGCAGCUAUAAAAGUGCUAGUUGGAAUCGACUUAGCUGGAUGUAUACUGGGCUGGAAAUUCUUCGAUCAUGCCGCCCAUCUCGGUGGAGCAUUAACGGGAAUAUUUUGGUAUUUUGUCGGUGUCAAUCACAUCUGGCCGAAAAGAGUUCCAAUUCAACAGUACUGGCAUCAAUUGCGAUCGAAUGAACGAUGACAAUAGUAGAUACUUCUGAUCGAUAGCUGGUUGGGUUGAAUGUAACUAAAAUCUAUUUUCUAAAAAUUGUUAACGAGUCAAUACAAAACAUAUUGCGC